GAUAAAACCACGUAGAAUUUUUGGACAAUUUGCAAGCUAUAUGCACCUGUCCGAUUUCUGCCAGGUGAGGUUGCAAAUCUUAAACGUAUCCCUGAAUUUUAAUUCCCUACAAGCACCAACCAUUAAUAGCCCAUAAACAGGCUCAGUGUUGCCUCGUCUACAAACCUACUAUCUGCAUCACGCCCGUUACAUUCCGAGGAAACCUCUACGGUCAUUCUUAUUCAGAACGAACACUGCAAGCAAAGAAAGGAGCAAAAUCAAAAUGCCAAGAGCUUUUCUCGUGCGAACGAAGCCUGCUGUAAUUUCCAGCGAUGUUUCUCCGCAGGGUGUUGAGACAGGAAAGGAGCAAGGUAAAUACAGUACUGAACAGGUUGUGAUUUUCUAGGGUUCGGCUUCUUGUAAUGAUUUGCGCACUUCACAGUUAACUUCUCCUGGUACCUGUUUAAAGUUACGCAUCAUAGAUCUCAUUUUCCCUAACUCAUCAGAGCAGAUUUGGCGCUCUUCUGUGAUUAACACGCAAAUUUGCUAAAGAGAAAAGAGAAUUUUAAAUCUUGUCUAUUUAAUUAUGAUCCGCAGUUGAUUUAUUUUGUAUAUGUUUAGAUUCAAUAAUGUGCCUACUUGGUUUUGUCUGUUGUUUAGAAAAGCAAAACAGUUCUCUGCCCGAAACUGAAACCCCCGGGUUAUCGCCGACAAAGACUGAUGAAGAUGCGAUCGCUGCGCAAGAAAUUUCUGAAAAUGGCUGCGAUUCUGAUGCUACUUCAAAUAGCGAGACAGAAUCGGAAGGUAACUUCAACUUAUUUUUUUCAGUAUAUUUUAUGAGCUGGUAUCUUAUUUAGCUGAUCUUUUAAAACCCUAAGACAAAAUAAUUUUAGGGUAGCCUGUUAUAAAAGACAAUCACAGCGUUUAACUUAAGGCUACUCAACUAAAUUCAAACAUCUGGGUAAUUUACACUAAAGAAAUAUCUGUAAACGGUUCAAGCUCUAUAUGACGCGCGAUCCAUGCUCUAAUUUUAUCGAUUUAGUUUAGGACACGCGAGAAUACUUUGGCAAACUCGCCUUUUGAUUUUUAGCCCAAAAUUUUGUUUACCAUUUACCGGUGGCAAUCUUCGUUCUUUGUCAAACUGCAACUAGUUGUGUUGAAAUGUCUCAAGUUACCUUUUCCAGAACUAUUUUUAAUUAAAUUUUCAACUCCCCACGAAAGUGAAAACUCACAGUUUCCGAAAAGACCAUUAGCUGACGCAUUAAAUCCAAGCUAAAAUCACCAUUUUCAUUUUACUUUCAUUGAAUUAAAAACUGAUUUGCCCGUUUAAUAAAAUGUUUGAAACGUCAUAUUUAAAUUGGAUUCCAACAUUGCUCACCCAGCGCGAUUUCAUAUUUAAUUAAGAUAAACAGAGGCCCGCUAAAUGCAACAUGUUUGUGAAGAGCUAUUAUAAUCGAUUCUUAAGACUGGGAUAAUAAAGUUUUAACUUUCAAUACUCGAUGACGAUUAUCAUCGUGGGAACUUCCAUUCUAGGAAAUAAGGGAAGGGGAAAAAAAGGGCAAUACAAUUCUGCUAAAAAAGGUUUAAAAUAAUGGCACCUCCCCUUUGGGGGUAACCUUGGCGUUUUUGGCCUUGGAAAAGAAAUUAAAGAAAUUUUGAAAUAAAACCUGUUAGACGGCUGGAAAUGUAUCAUUUUGAAGAUGAUUUUAAUUAGCAACUUCAUCUCAAUUGACCACACCUUUUUGAGGCGUUAAAACCCCAUUUUCUACUUUUCCCCCUUCCAUUCGCUUUUAUUUUUCUUCUGGACUUUUGCUGAUAUCCGUUUUCCUAAUCCGCGAGUUUUUCAGUUCAAUUAACAAAAACUGACUAACUCUGUGCUUUCCUAAAUAAGAAUCUGCUGGGUGUCCUAUUUUUUAGAACACCCUUCUGCAAAACACCUUAGGCUUCAAACAUAAGACUAUAUUUUGAGUAUACAAAUCUAAAUUCCGCUCUUUUUUUUCUUAAUCAUGAAAUUGGCACACAAACAUGUACUACCUUACUGGACGCUUGACAAUUUCUUACAGAUUCCUUCGAUAUCUUUACGGUGGCGGAAUAUAUGAUAAUGACAAGGAACUUAACUUAAAUGUUAACCAAACAAAAUACACAGAAAAAUGGGAGCCUCAAGACGGGAAAACGUAAAAAUAACAACAAAUUGAGGACCACUCAGUGAUGGACGAGUUCCCAAAGCCCACCAGAAAUAAAUUUAUGUCGAGUUAGAAAUAUUUGCUAUUGGUGGUUUCAAAAUUUUUCAACUCGAAGUACAAAAACUGGAGUCAUUCUUGCUCUAAUGGCUGUUUACACUAUAAAACGAGGUUUUGAAAGGUAGAACGAUAAAAAUGGUCAAACUGUUAGCAAAUAGUGCUCAAUAAUAGCUCGCACCAUCAAUACAGGUCAGUCAUUUGACUUGCAUUGGCAUUAAGUGUGUGUAUAAAAUGUGAAUCUGAUUCUAUCAACACAUCUCCAUGCACACAAAAGUACAAGAAAAAGCACUCACACAAAGCAGUGAUAGCUUUAGAAGCGCUCCUGUGUAGUAGCCCAAAAGUCUUAAAAUGAUUCCGAAAAAUCCCCUGAGCAUUCCACUUGAAAGAGAACAUUUCGGACAUUGCGUUUCACAACAUCUUACAGCAAAAAACGGAAUAAAUUGGUUUAAAUUUUUAUUAAAUCACAGGGACAUUUCUUAGGCUGAAAACAUUAGCAUGUCACAUAUACACUAAUACUUAAGACCCAAGAAAUGAUAUUUUACAUCUCCUAAAAUUGAAAGGGUAUUUAUCAAAAAUCCGUGACGUUUUUUGGAGACCUUAUGGUUCCUAUCCAACUAAUGCUUUUUUACCCUUUAAUCUAGGACUGAAAAUGAGAGCGAAACCUUCUUGUCUUUUAAAUAGCAAAUACUAAAUUUUUAGAGCUCACUGUUUGAUUCUUUACAAUUUAUUGGGCUUUUUUUAGCCUCUAGACCAUAGCUGGGGGUGGAUUAAAUUCACAAUGAAAAACCGCAUUGCUCUUAGUUACUAGAAUUUAGUAAGGGAAACUUAAAUUCUUGGCAAACAACCCCUUACCGCCAUUAUAUGCUACGCGUUUUUUUUGCAUUUGCCAAUAUAUCUAUUGGCUUCAUUAGUUUAGAAAAUAACUUUACUAAUGGUCAGAUACGUAACAACAAAAGAUUGCUAGCUCUGUAUAUAUUCCAAAAAAUUGCUAAAAAAAACAUUUAGUGGCUGCAGUGGUUUAUUUUAGUGGAUGUUUUGUUAGUAACUCUCUCCACAAUUCUAUCUGUACUGAUUUUCAAAGCGAUAUUUCGUACCUUCUUGAUUGAAACAAUCAAUUUAAAUUGCAGAUUUUUCUCUUUUUUCUCAUUCCUUCCUUUUCUCAAUUUCAGAGCAAUCACAUUCUUGACUUAUCAAGUCCCGAAGUAAACAUCUGAAGGCGUUAAAUUCACGAUUUAUCUUUUGUUCUUUUUUUCAGCGCAAUGUUUUCUUCGUGCGGCGGCGUUUUCUUUGUACCAAGCGUGCUUUAUAGAUAAACUGGCUCGUUGCCACCAUUGUAUACCACGCUGUUUUACCAAUUCAGUUACAGAUUUAGUGUUAUAUUUCUAAAGCUAUGCCUCUCUAGGAGGCAUUUCUCAACAAACUUGAUUUUUGUCCUUAAUAACGUGACCUUGCUCUGACAAGAACUUGGAAGCAGUCUUUUACAUAAUUGCCAGUAAGUCGGAUAAACCUCCUGAUUUUUAUUAAAUCUGGCAGAACUGAAAAAAAACUCAUCUUUAUAGAAAAUUUAUGACGGCUCCUGUCUUUAUUGAAUAUAUAAUAUUAAGCAGGAUUGUUGGUGAUGUUUUUCAAAAACUAAACGUGAUUAUGAAAGUCUACAAAGAGUUACUUUUCCUGGGAAAUUUUAAAACAAGUCUGCCGUUCUAACCUGCCGAAUUGGGCUGAUAAUGUAAUGGCUUUCAAUAUAAGGCUUCUUUAAUGUCACGCCUACGACACAAAAACUACAAUAAAUAGAUUGAUAACUUUCAGCGUAAUUAGGCAUCGAUGGAAAAGAAAAAAGUUCAUCGGAAUUUUAAUGUCAAAAGAACUUGAAUCGUGAUGAAAUGCUACUUUGAGCUAACCUGAAACUCUCUGUGCUGAGAGAUUUUCCGGAGAUUUUCACGAUUUGCUGAACACAUUUUAAAUUUGCAAACAAACAUCAUAGGACACUUUUUUAAUUCAUUUUAGCACCUGUUCUCGUUUUAACUGUGUACAUGCUUAAAUGCAUCCGGUAAAAGACUCAAAAUCUAAAAAGGCACUUUGUUGCCAAUUUUUAGUUUAAAAUUUAUUGUGUUGGCAGGUUACAGUUCUUUUAUUUUAAUGAUUUUUAUUUUAUAGUUUCUCAAUAGUACCUAUACGAAACCACACUGAUUUCGGCUCCUGACUGCACGAAAAGAGAAUUAUUAACUUGAAACCUGUCGGCUCUGUUUGUUUAGAAAUCAUCCCGAACAUACCUAAGUUUUACGUUUAAUUAACAGCUUCGAACUUCAUCACGGUUCAAGUGGGUCUUCACAGUCAGCAGGCAAUUGAACGAAAGUAUUACAAGACAAAAAAAAAACUAAAUUUCUGCUUUGAGUCAGCAUGUUGCUUCUUAAAAAUACUCUGAUUCUCUAGUUAAAUUAAAUUUAUAAUUAAACAUUCUAAUAAAAUAUUUUGUACUCGUGAAAAAUUAGACUCAGAUCUUAUACAUAAAAUCUCGAGAAGAGUUCAAAGAACUUCAAUAAAUGAAAUGUUUUUUAAGAAUUGCAAAUCUCCACCUGGUUUACAGAUGGCUGUUAGAACCGAAACAGUUAACCGAGAGAUCUGUGUGGAAUUGCCAUCAAAGACGUGAUGUUUUUAGCACUUGGUUUUAGAAAUGCGCCUGGAAAGUUUUCCCUGAGUGUAUUAUACCAAAAUACAAUUGAAUGAAUGAGGACUGGCAUAGUCAUCUUAAUUGUCAGGAGGCGUGGAAGCUUUUUUAACGCAACAUUUCUCAGGGCAAAACUACUUUGAAUGAAAAGAAAUGUACCAAAAACUUCUUAAAGCUGAAAACUGAUAGAAUUUGGAAAAGAAACGUUUCCAAAUCUUAAAACUGUUAAUUACAUUUAUUUUACGGAGAAGGGCCGAAAAUUGGGAAAGAUUUUUCAUCAUAUAGACUCCAUCAGCCCUUAUCAGUUAUUUGUCAUGGGUAACCAUCUAGGUUUCUCGUUAUCUGGAUUUCGGAAGACCAAGGCCACGCAUAUAUCCUCGUGGAUUUCUAAAUUGCUUGCCAAGUACACAGACUGAAUUAUGUGGAUAAUAAUCAUACAUUGGUUUAAGGAGAGCCAGGUAAUUUUGCCUUCAUCAUUGGGACUAUGUACAUGAGGCAAAAAAAUAAACCGAUUUCUUUGGCAAAACGCGCAAAUUUGGGAAAGUUGUAGAUCUGCCAAGUUUACAACACCCUAGAAAUGAGUGAACAACUCCGGCAAUAUUGCUUCCUCAUUGAGAUUUUCAAGAGAUCGUGCUAAUGAGUAGCACGCCGAUUUUAAGUAACGGAUAAUGCUUUUCAAAUGGUAAACCCGAUGAAACUGAGCCCAAUACCGAAGCAGAAGCUACUAAUGGAUACACCGGCCCUACAAGCAAAUACUUUUGCAAGUAAAGUUUCACAUUCACAUUCUCGAUGAAUAGCUAUUCUCAAGCCUUUAAAACAACAACGGACUGUUAAACGCUUUUGUCCUACCCAAUCACGUGAAAGUAUAUUUGCGUAACAUCUCUGUUAAAUCUAUGUAACCACACCCUAGGUUUCUAUUGUUUUGUCAAAUAGAACAUAACUGCGUUAUUUUAGUUCAAUCUUGUAUAGCUCAACGAUGCCGAAAUCAUUUCUCAUAAAGCCGUGCGUAUCGUCAAUUAAGUUAGAAAUCGAUGGUGGACAUGGGAAGAAAAAAAUCGGUACGUUUAAAUAUGUUUUGCUCUUACAAUUCAAAUAUUUAUGAUCGAGAAGAGCACUUAAAACUUACUCUAGUGGAUAAAAUCCAAGCAAAGCCUAAAUGAAAAUAUUUACAUUAGAUUUAGUACAAGAAUAUCACCGAAAAAGAGAUCUCUCUGCUAAUAACGUAUUCAAGUUUAUCACUGCAAUAAGAAAGAUUUCUGGGAAGAUUCACUAGACAGUCGCAUCUUCACUUACUUUACCAACUCUUUUAAAGGCAUUUUAACUCUGGUGCUUUAUUUCAAAUAUUGAUUCAGCUCAACAGAGCCAUUUUAUAUCAGAACGAUUUAAAAGAAGACAGGAGAAUUUUAGACGAAUUCGCAAGUAUUCGAAAAAGCUAUGCAUGCUUAACUUACCAAUCAUCAUCUUUUGAAACACUGCAAAGUCAUUUUAUGCAAAGUUCAAAUUAGAGAAUUACUAUGGCAAUCCAGGUGGUCGAUUGACUUGAUUUUCAUAUGGACUUCAGAGUUUCUCCAGGUGUAAAAUUUUUUAUUCAAUUAUCCUCGUUUUGCUACAUUUUAUGAAAGGAAAGGUUGAGUACGUAAUUUACGACAACAGGUUUUCUCUAAAGAAUAAUUAAACUUACCAGCAUUAUUAAUUCUAAAAACUGAUGGGACGGAGAUUAAAAUGUGUUUAGUUUCUAUUGUUGUGAAUUUGAAAAUGGAGAAUUUUAUUCCAGAUGUAGGCAGCUCUACAGGAUUGGAAACAAAGUUUUGGAUAGGCAAGCCAAUUGUUUUCCUGGGGUUGACGCAAGAUUGCCCAGUCUGAGCCGUUCAAUAAAAGAACGAUACUGACGUACAAAAAUUGCUAUAUAGAUAGGUAUACAGUCAACAUUUCCGUCCAAUUAACAACAGUGGAAAAGAAACUUCUAAACGCAAAAGAGCUGUUAAUUUUAAUUUGCUUUUACUUAUUUCGUCUAGUAUCUGUGUUAUCCGUCUUCGAACUAUAGAAUACACUCUGAGGACUCGUAAAGGAAGCUAUCUAAAUCACAAUUAUUAUCCACAACCUUGGUGGUUAGGUUAUUGAAGACGUGUUCAUCAUAUUUCAGUAAAUGUUUCUGCCAGGAAUAAAAGCUUGGAAUUAUUACAUACCUUUUUGACGAGCAUAUCGAUCCUUUUGACGCCAAACAAGGCCUUUUAAAUCCAACUGAUGAUUUCAUUUUGAAAAACGAGUGAAGGCUCGAUUUAAACUUGAAACAUAUACUUAUUGUAUUCAUUUGUCCGCGCCGAGGUAAAUCAUUCGGCGAUAGUUUUCACCUGUAAUUUAGACUGAGUUUGAACACCAGAAAUCUGAAAUGAAUCUUACAAUUAUUAGUUUCGUAUCCGUCAGCAUCGCUGACAGAAUUCUUUUCAAAGAUAAGUGGUACCUGUUAAUGGGGGCGAACCAGAGUGUUGAGGGAACGGGUGAACGAAUACAUGAAUUCCUGACAAAUACUGAGGCGUUAUAUUACAGAUAUAUAAUUUUUAAGGUUUAGUGAGAGUUUUGAAAGAACGGAUGAACGAAUACAUGUCCUCCUAACAAAUACAGGAGUUAUAUUACAGAUAUGCAUAUAUUGUUUAAGGUUUAGUGGUUAAGAAGUAAAAAAAUACGGCAAAGAAAAGAUACCAGAUUUUGACUGACUUCGCUGUAAAAUUCUAAUUAUUAUCAGAUUUCCUUUAGCUAAUAGUUAUCUUCUGGGAGUUGGACGUAGUAUUCAGUUGAAGAUGACUUUUGAAAAGGGUUUUGAGUUUAUUUCCUGUUUUUCACUGCGCAAUUCAUCUUUUGUGGGAUACCUCAUACAUUUUGGAAGAAGGAGAAUUCUAACUCCAGAAAACUCAGAUAAAAUUCUGAACUCUAGGAGAGAAUCGAACUCACAACCAUGCGAGUUCUACUGAUGCUCCAAGUACUGAGCUAGUGGAGGCUCUAAGGCGAGCAGAGUCGAAAUUUGAUUAUAAAUAACAACCCGACACCAGUCAUACUUCAAAAUGGCGUCAAUUAGUACUAAUCACGCAUGCGUUACUUGUUCCAGCCUUCAGAGCCUGGAUUCAAAACAUAAACAAAACUCGUGCGUGACUCCAGUGCACCAAAGUUCUCGUGUCGGAAUACUUCAAAAGGAUUAAAGUUAACGCGAUUCAAACUAUCUUGCUUCAUUUCCUUAUAAUGCCAAAAACCAUAUAUUACAAUGACGCAUUGUUUUUCUCCUGUACUCUGACAAUUGCUCGUAAAUAUCAAUGAUAACCGGCCUUAAAAAUAUUUCGAACCUGCAACGAUUUUCUGUAAUAAAUACAGAGCCUCAAAUGCUGACAUAACAAUGGCAAUUGAUCAAUCAUUUUUUGAGUGUGAGUCUCAAUAACAUGUAGUUUAUGCUGUGGUCUAUUCUCUAAAGAAAUCUUUGGACAAAGUUUUUACACUUAAUGACUUAUCCACCUCAGACUUUAAAUCAAAUGCAGUCUUACGAUUUUAACAAGAUUCGGCAUCUUAUCCUAAUAGACCUUAAAUUUUAUUUUAAUGCAGUCGGCCCCAAAAUGAGAAAAGAAUUAUCGUUUUAGUUAAAUAUACACCGCUAGAAAAAUCAGUAACGAAGACUGGUCGUGGGGGACUGAACUGCAUCUAUGCCGUUCGGUAUCUAUGAGCUAGCAAGAACAAGAGCUGCGUCAAAUUAGCUUCAGACGCAUGUUCAAGUUUUAUCCCAGAAACCGGUAUGUUAAAGCUACACCCUGUGACUUCAAGGUAGACGACUGCGUGCGUGAUCCAGGUUAUUAAAACUUUGUAUAGCGCUUUCCACUGGAUAAAUUACCAUCCUGCGGAAAAUUAUUAGAGGAGCAAAUUGUUUUAUCCACUGUUUUUUUGUCUGAGUGGGUGGCACUAUCCGACAUUUCAACAACCGGAGCUUGGUGAUAAGACAAUCUUUGAAUUGGCGGGUAACAAGUCGCGUUUUGGAUCACUUCGUUGCUCCGAUUUCAUCUCCCCGGCCUCCGGGCUCAAAAACUAACAUAUUCAAUUCAAUCCGGGAUGUUAGAGGAAGAACCACUAAAUCGACAACUAAAUCGUUUUUACUUAUCGAAUUGUCAUUUAUUCAAUUAUUCUAGAUCUCUAAUUUUAAAGUCUGAAUGUUUCUCCUUUACUGUAGAUGAAAGUGAUAGCAAUGAACAUGGGCAGGAUUUGGAGCAAAACAACGUCGCCAACUAUGAGUCGUUUACAGCAACAGACAUAAAGAAAGCAUCACAAGAUAGAUGGCCUUUUGCUACAACUGGUAUGAUUUCUUGCAUAAUAAUAAAAAGAUGGUAAAGGUUUAACCUUGGAAGGCGAACGAUCUAUUAUAAAUUAAUGAUAAAAAUAAUUCCGUUCUUCUGACCCUCGGCAGUAUGAAUAUCACUAAUGCUAGUGGGCCCGAGCCAGUGCCGUCUGAAACAAAUCAAUCUUAACAGGGUUAAGAAUCCCAACUGGCCGAAGGCAAACAAGCUGGCUAUUUACAAGCGUAGUAGAGGAUAUGAACUCGGGACUGCCGUGAACAAAUCCAGCUAGGGGUUAGAGCGGGACUUGAACUCGAGGCCUCCGAAUCCUUGCAAGUCCAGCGAUCUAACCACUCGGUCACGCUGCCUCCUAGGUUUUUCAUUCCCACGCUUCUGAUGUAAAAUUAAGGCCAUGCGUGCUAUUUUCACACCAUACCGGAUAGUUUUUCAUGACGAAACGAACACUUAUCCCAUACGUGACUCUCUGCUUUAGAGAUCAACGAGGUGCAGCUUCGCUCCGUUAAGAAUCGCGCCGAAAUCACAGUUCUUAUGCGUGAACAGAAGCUCUAUCCGGCAUGGUUUUCCUGCCGGCGCCAAAGCUAUCCGAUAUACUGUGAACAUACCCUUAUUGUCUAAUUAAAAAUAAAAAACCGUGAAAGCAGCAGUCACUAAGAAUCAUUAAUACGGUAACUGGUUAACAUUAGUACUUCAAUAGCAGAUAAUAAGAAGCGCGGGGGGGUGGGGGAAACCUUAAUGGAUAUUAGCAUUUUUGUGAAACAGAUUGAAAACAGAGAACACUUAGAAAUCUCAAGUAUUCUCAGCCAAAAGCCAAAUUAAUCUAAAGUUUAUAUUUGGAAUUUUAGAUCUGGCAUUACCGAAUCCAGUCGACCAAGGGCUGCGAUAUCUACCAGCUCCUCCGUCUCCUAUAGAGCAGCAACGUUCUUUCUGGAAAGCACCUACUUUUUCUCUCUGGAAUUGCCUUCAACAACCCCAUAGCGGAGCAGAAUCCUUUGCGCGCUGGAUGCGCCAGUGGGCGGAGAUGAGGCGCCUUCAAAGUAAUUCCCCAUUUAGCCUGCCAGGGGCGUAUCGAUUAUACAAUGUAAUAAUUCCGCAAGGAGAAAGACCUGCCAGCCUAAAGACGACUCAGUCUGAUGAAGAGUUUCAAACAGAAAAUGGUGAGGAAAACAUAGAAGGUCUGAGAAAUGAGCGUAAGGCAAAGGGAGCGAAACAACUCUAUAACUGUCAGAUUUGUGAUAAAGUUUUUAAUAAUUCCAUCAGCUUGAAGCAACACAUGAUAGUACACUCAAACAAGAAACCAUUCCAAUGCAAGGCGUGUGGAAAGAGCUUCAAGCGAUCCUCCACUCUGUCUACGCACAUGUUAAUUCAUUCCGACACGCGUCCUUUCGAGUGCCAGUUUUGCAGCAAGAGAUUCCAUCAGAAGUCCGAUAUGAAGAAACACACUUACAUUCACACAGGGGAAAAGCCUCAUCAGUGUAGCUUUUGUGGCAAGUCGUUCAGCCAGUCAUCCAAUCUAAUCACGCACUGCCGUAAGCAUAAGGGGUUCAAGCCAUUCUCGUGUGAAGACUGCGGAAUAUCGUUUAUGCGGAAAGUGGAUUUAAGGAGACAUAGAUAUACACAUGAGACAUUCGAGUAGGUUCCUUAGGCUCUNAAAGCCAAAUUAAUCUAAAGUUUAUAUUUGGAAUUUUAGAUCUGGCAUUACCGAAUCCAGUCGACCAAGGGCUGCGAUAUCUACCAGCUCCUCCGUCUCCUAUAGAGCAGCAACGUUCUUUCUGGAAAGCACCUACUUUUUCUCUCUGGAAUUGCCUUCAACAACCCCAUAGCGGAGCAGAAUCCUUUGCGCGCUGGAUGCGCCAGUGGGCGGAGAUGAGGCGCCUUCAAAGUAAUUCCCCAUUUAGCCUGCCAGGGGCGUAUCGAUUAUACAAUGUAAUAAUUCCGCAAGGAGAAAGACCUGCCAGCCUAAAGACGACUCAGUCUGAUGAAGAGUUUCAAACAGAAAAUGGUGAGGAAAACAUAGAAGGUCUGAGAAAUGAGCGUAAGGCAAAGGGAGCGAAACAACUCUAUAACUGUCAGAUUUGUGAUAAAGUUUUUAAUAAUUCCAUCAGCUUGAAGCAACACAUGAUAGUACACUCAAACAAGAAACCAUUCCAAUGCAAGGCGUGUGGAAAGAGCUUCAAGCGAUCCUCCACUCUGUCUACGCACAUGUUAAUUCAUUCCGACACGCGUCCUUUCGAGUGCCAGUUUUGCAGCAAGAGAUUCCAUCAGAAGUCCGAUAUGAAGAAACACACUUACAUUCACACAGGGGAAAAGCCUCAUCAGUGUAGCUUUUGUGGCAAGUCGUUCAGCCAGUCAUCCAAUCUAAUCACGCACUGCCGUAAGCAUAAGGGGUUCAAGCCAUUCUCGUGUGAAGACUGCGGAAUAUCGUUUAUGCGGAAAGUGGAUUUAAGGAGACAUAGAUAUACACAUGAGACAUUCGAGUAGGUUCCUUAGGCUCUGUCCACAUGAAUCAGGACAUUUGGAAAUAACCUAGUUUUAAGCCGGAUCCGUGUGGACGAAACCGCAAACCACUCUGGAGAUGUAUUUACAAAAGAUGCCCACUCUUGUGGACGAAACCUUAAAAAGCCCUUCGAAAACAUUCUCAUCAUGAAUACUUUUUACGCACUGCUCAGCCUCACCUGGGUGCUAUUGUUCCAAGGCCCAUUGUUGGAAUAUCACGAAGGAACUCAGAAUUAGUGUGGGAAAACUAAAGGCGCUUUCCAAAAGUCAAAACUGGCCGGCUGGACCAUGGUCAGACCUACCAGA
Messenger RNA from Porites evermanni, 12011 nucleotides. The record is from the annotation of a GenBank genome assembly. Lineage: Eukaryota; Metazoa; Cnidaria; Anthozoa; Scleractinia; Poritidae.